AUGGUCACAUACAUUUUACCAGGUCCAAAGGCCUUAUCCGAUUUCAGAACAGAAAAUUUGAUCCAGAAUAUCAACAAAUAUACAAAUAGUGCUUCUAUCAUCCUCGACGUUCGUUCAUGUUACAUUCAUUACGUUGAAACCAAGGAUUCUGAUAAAGAUUUGUCUCCUGGAAAAUACGAAUUAUUACAAACUUUAUUGAAAUAUGAUUCAGAAUUAGAUAUCAUCAAUGACUCAUCAUCCAAACAAUUAUUUGAUUUAGUGGCUAAGGAUAUCCCCGGUUCCACAUUAGGUCAAGAUACUUAUUUAAUUAGAAUCGUUCCAAGAUCAGGCACCAUCUCACCAUGGUCAUCGAAGGCCACCAAUAUCGCUCAUGUUUGUGGCCUAGCCCACGAUAUCACGCGAAUUGAAAGAGGUCUUGCCCUAUUAAUCAAAACAGUACCGAAUUUCCCCCUACUAGAAAAUUUAAAUGAUACUUCUCUAAAAUCUGUCUUUGAUAAGAUGACGCAGCAAUUGUAUCUUCAAGAACCACCAAUCUUAAAGGAUAUCUUUACUCACCAAGCUCCAAGACCAUUAAUUCAUGUACCAUUGACGUCAGAUCCAUCUUCACCUCCAAGGGACAUCUUACAAAAGGCAAACAGGAAUUUAGGUCUAGCAUUAGAUGAUGGCGAAAUGGAUUAUUUAAUCAACGCAUUCAAAGAGAUCAUCCACAGAGACCCCACAGAUGUAGAAUUAUUCAUGUUUGCUCAAGUGAAUUCAGAACAUUGUCGUCACAAGAUAUUCAAUGCUAAAUGGUCCAUCGAUGGUCAAGAGAAAGACCUAUCCUUAUUCCAAAUGAUUAGAAAUACUCAUAAUUUGAAUCCAGAAUUCACAAUCAGUGCCUAUUCAGAUAAUGCUGCUGUCAUAGAUACUGAAAAUGAUGCAAUAUUUUUUGCUCCUGAUUCUUGUACUAAACAUUGGAAAUCUAUUAAAGAAUCUGUAGCUAUGUUAAUCAAAGUGGAAACACAUAACCAUCCAACCGCAGUGUCUCCAUUCCCUGGUGCUGCCACUGGAUCAGGUGGUGAAAUUAGAGAUGAAGGUGCCACAGGGAGAGGCUCAAAAACUAAAUGUGGGUUAAGUGGGUUUUCAGUAAGUGAUCUUUUGAUUCCAAAUCACAAGCAACCAUGGGAAUUAGAUGUUGGUAGACCUGAUCAUAUUGCAUCCGCACUAGAUAUUAUGAUUGAAGCUCCAUUAGGAUCCGCUUCCUUCAAUAAUGAAUUUGGUAGACCUUGUAUUAAUGGUUAUUUUAGAACUUUGACUACAAGAGUGACAAACGCUACUGGUAAAGAAGAAAUUAGAGGGUUCCAUAAGCCAAUUAUGAUUGCCGGUGGAUUUGGUGCUAUCAGACCACAAUUUUCUUUGAAAAAUACUCCAAUCACUUCAGGCUCAUGUUUAAUUGUUUUAGGUGGUGAAUCAAUGUUAAUUGGGUUAGGAGGUGGUGCAGCUUCUUCUAUUUCUUCAGGUGAAGGUUCCGCUGAUUUAGAUUUUGCAUCUGUACAACGAGGUAAUCCUGAAAUGGAACGCCGUUGCCAACAAGUUAUCGAUGCUUGUGUGGCCCUCGGUGAUAGUAAUCCAAUCCAAUCCAUUCAUGACGUCGGCGCAGGUGGGUUAUCUAAUGCUUUACCAGAAUUAGUGCAUGAUAAUGAUUUAGGUGCUAAAUUUGAUAUUAGAAAAGUUUUAUCUUUAGAUCCAGGUAUGUCUCCAAUGGAAAUAUGGUGUAACGAAUCACAAGAACGUUAUGUCUUAGGUGUCUCAGUAAAUGAUUACCCCAUUUUUGAAAAGAUCUGUCAAAGAGAAAGAGCUCCAUAUGCUUUAGUUGGACACGCUACUGCGGAACAAAAAUUAAUUGUAGAAGAUUCAUUAUUGAAAACUACCCCAAUAGAUUUAGAAAUGUCAAUCUUAUUUGGUAAACCACCAAAAAUGUCAAGAUCCGCUAUCACUGAACCUUUAGCUUUAUCUGAUAUUGAUUUAUCUGUCAUCCCAUCAUUAUCUGAUGCUAUUGAAAGAGUUCUAUGUUUACCAUCUGUUGCUUCUAAAUCUUUCUUAAUUACAAUUGGUGAUAGAUCAGUUACUGGUUUAGUUGACAGAGACCAAUUUGUUGGUCCAUGGCAAGUUCCUGUUGCAGAUGUCGGUGUUACAGCCACAUCAUUAGGUGAUUCAGUUAUUUCCACUGGUGAGGCUAUGGCUAUGGGUGAAAGACCAGUAAAUGCAUUAAUUUCAGCUGCUGCUUCUGCCAAGUUGGCUGUUGCUGAAUCAUUGUUGAAUAUUUUAGCAGCUGAUGUGAAAUCAUUGAACCAUAUUAAAUUAUCUGCUAAUUGGAUGUCCCCUGCUUCUCAUCAAGGUGAAGGUUCCAAAUUAUAUGAAGCUGUUCAAGCAUUAGGUAUGGAUCUAUGUCCAGCAUUAGGUAUUUCUAUUCCAGUCGGUAAAGAUUCUAUGUCAAUGAAAAUGAAGUGGGAUGAUAAGGAAGUUACAGCUCCACUAUCUUUGAAUAUUACAGCAUUUGCUCCAGUCAAUAACACAAGUAAGACAUGGAUUCCAUUAUUGAAUAAGGAUUAUAAAGAUUCCCUUUUGGUCUUAGUUGAUUUAGCUACUCUAGUCAAACAUUCCCUAGGUGGUUCUGCAUUGCUACAAGUCUAUAAUGAAGUUGGGAACACCUCUCCAACAGUACAUGAUAAUGGUUUAUUAAAAUCUUUCCUAGAGUCAUUAUUAGAAUUACAUCAAACAGAUAUUGUCUUAGCUUACCAUGAUAGAUCCGAUGGUGGUUUGUUAGUUACUUUAUUAGAGAUGGCCUUCACGUCAAGAUGUGGGUUAAAUAUUAAUACCACUGCUACCGAUAAAAAUGCAAUUCUUUUAUCAUUAUUCAAUGAAGAACUAGGUUCUAUUUUCCAAGUUGCUGAAAGUAAAUUGGAUGAAUUCAAGAAAAUUUUAACUAGAAAUGGUAUUCCAGGUGAAUUCAUUAAAGUUGUUGCUAAACCAAAUUUCAACACUCAAGACAUAAGAAUUAUCAACGAACAAGGUGAAAUAAUUUAUGCUAAUACAAGAGCUCAAUUAGAGCAAAUCUGGGCUUCGACAUCAUACGAACUGCAAAAAUUGAGAGAUAAUCCAAAUACUGCUAUUGAAGAAUAUUCAACUAUCAAAGAUGAUCAAGAUCCAGGUUUACAUUUCUCUUUAACAUACAAUCCUGCAGAUGACUUACAAAUCGGCUCAUUAUUAUCCGCUAGUAGACCCAAAGUAGCUAUUCUAAGAGAACAGGGUGUUAAUGGACAAAUGGAAAUGGCAUGGUGUUUUGAACAAGCUGGUUUCACAUCAGUCGAUGUUACUAUGUCUGAUUUAAUAGAUGGAAGAUUCCAUUUAGAUGAAUUCGUUGGUCUUGCUGCUUGUGGUGGGUUUUCAUAUGGUGAUGUCCUAGGUGCUGGGGCAGGUUGGGCCAAAUCUGUUCUAUUCCAUGAAGGGGUACGUUCACAAUUUGUUAAAUUUUUCCAAGAAAGACAGGAUACAUUUGCCUUCGGUGCUUGUAAUGGUUGUCAAUUUUUAAGUCGAUUGAAAGAAAUAAUUCCUGGUUGUGAAAAUUGGCCAAUUUUUGAAAGAAAUGUCAGCGAACAAUAUGAAGCUCGUGUCUGUAUGGUUGAGAUACUUAAUACUAUCAAUGAAGGCAAAAAACAAGAAAAUGUUUUCUUAAAUGGUAUGGUCGGUUCUAAAUUACCUAUUGCCGUUGCUCAUGGUGAAGGUAAAGCUACAUUUACUAAUAAUAAACAGUUAGAACAAUUUGAAAAUAAUGGAUUAUGUGCCAUAAGAUAUAUUGACAAUUACGAUAAUGUUACUGAAAAAUUCCCAUUCAAUCCAAAUGGUUCAGCUAAUGGUAUAGCUGGUAUUAUGUCACCAAACGGUAGAGUAUUAGCUAUGAUGCCUCAUCCGGAAAGAGUCUGUAGAUUAGAAGCUAAUUCAUGGUAUCCAGCAGGUAAAUAUGACGAAUGGGAAGGCUAUGGUCCUUGGAUUAGAUUAUUCAGAUCCGCGAGAAAAUGGGUUAGUUGA
Molecule: messenger RNA, 4068 nt
Organism: Naumovozyma dairenensis CBS 421
Lineage: Eukaryota; Fungi; Ascomycota; Saccharomycetes; Saccharomycetales; Saccharomycetaceae
Gene: ADE6
Product: phosphoribosylformylglycinamidine synthase
Exons: 1
Coding region: 1-4068 (1355 amino acids)
Biological process (GO): 'de novo' IMP biosynthetic process
Molecular function (GO): phosphoribosylformylglycinamidine synthase activity
Source: RefSeq, a predicted model, not a curated record